This is a messenger RNA of Prorocentrum cordatum, 631 nucleotides long. Lineage: Eukaryota; Dinophyceae; Prorocentrales; Prorocentraceae. The record is from the annotation of a GenBank genome assembly.
AGUUGCCCUUUCGGCCCUGGGCGGCCUGCCCCUUGGGAUUGGCCGCGCGACCACGGGCCCGCCAUGAAGUCGCGGUCGCGGCAGAAGAACAUCCACAAGGACACGCGCUCCGACGAGGUGAAGGCGGCGGUGGCUGAGCGCCGGCGACUGGUCGGCGAGGAGUCCCGCGGCGACUGGCAUGCGCGGCCCGGCCAGAGGAGCCGCGGUGCCGCCGCGCCCCGCGCCGACGCGGCCGACGCCUCGGCGGGGCAGCGGGCAGCAGAGAGGAUGGGCGGACGACCGCCACAGCGAUUCGGCUUCAGGGCCCGCGAGCGCGCCUUGGCCCGCGUGGCCGCCAGGGCGCAGCGCGCCGAACAGGCUGCCGGCGCGGUGGAGGGCCCGGCCGGCGCAGCGCCAGCCGAGGCCGAGGCCGCCGUCGCCCCCGCCGCCGCCGGGGCCGCUCCGGCUGCAGCGCUGGCGCGGCUGGAGCGCCGACUGGCCCAGGCGAGGGCCGCGCUGGCGCGGCGCCUGCCGCGGCGGGUGCCCGUGAAAAGACGGUCGAGCAGCUGAGGCCGCCAUCGGCGCGCGCACGCGCGUGUGCGAGCUCGCGUCGGCCGUGCAGCCCGCUUGCGCCUCGUCGUCGUCGAAGUUG